ACUGUUUUUCCGCCAUAUUCAAAAGGUUGUGUGCUUGUUGUGACAUGCCAACAGCUUUAUCAUGUUCGUCACCAGCGACAAAAUGAUCUGAUAGACAAUUCACUGAUAAAUCCUUUUGGAAAAUUUAGGGAAGAAUCGAAAGCUGCAAUGGCAACCACUGCCACUGCUCAGGCUCAGCAGAAAUUUACAAAUCUUCGACGUCGCUUGGACCAGCUUGGUUAUCAGCAGCCACUUGGGAUUGAGUCACUCCCACUUGUGGAAAAACUUUUUGCUGAUCUUAUCCAUACCACCGAGAGCUUGAAAAAUGCAAAACAGCAGCUAGGCCAAAAACAAACAGAAUCUCUUGAUCUUGAGUCAGCUGUGGCACCUUAUAGGAGUGACAAUGCCAGGCUUAUAAAAGAAAACAACGAUUUGCACAUGCAAGUAAUCAAGCAGAAAGAAGAUGCUGAUGCUGUUGUCAGAGAAUUGAAAGCAUCAUUAAGGAAACUAGAACAUGAAAAUGCAGAUCUUAAAUUUCUAAAUAACCAAUAUGUGCACAAAGUUCGUCAGCUUGAGCGAGAAUCAAAAGAGAAAUCAGAGCGUAUUUUACAGCUACAGGAGAAAAAUUUCCAAGCUGUUGUACAAACACCAGGUGGCAGGAAGAAGACCAUCCCCUUCAGACGACAGCGUAUGGAGAUUGAUGCUACAGUUCCUGAUACCUACUCAGGAUCCUCUUUCCGUGUACCCCCACCUGAAGAUCCAUAUGUUGCUGAUCUCCUACAGGUUGCUGAUUCUAAAAUAGCACAGCUGGAAGCAGAAGUCUCAAGAAUUGAGGACGAAAAAGAUAUAAUGGACCGCAAGCUGAAAAACUUCCGUCAACAGGUUGAAGCUCGUGAUGAAGAGAUAGACAGAUUGACCAAAAUGUUGGACGGAGGACGGCCAUCAGAUGUGGUGUCACUGGAUGCCAAGAACCGUGCAAAUGAACGUAUGAUCUCACAUCUCAAUAUACAGGUAGACUUUUUACAACAAAAGAACAGAGAUCUUGAAAGGAAGCUUUCAGACUACCGCCUUUCAGCUGAGGAUGCAGAAUCUCGACUUGUCAAGUCGGUGGCCAGGAACCGGGAGCUGGAGAUGGAACUCAAAGGUGUAGACAGGAUGGCCAAGAAACUGCAGACAGACAAGGACGUGGUUGUUCGAGCAGCUGACAGGGAAAUGGGUGAAGCCAAGGAAGAGCUGGAAAAAUCUCGACAUGAACUUGAGGACCUUGAUAUGCAAAUAGCUCAGCUGAAGGCAGAGAACAGUCGAUUAGCCAAGGACUAUGCUGACAUGAAAGCACGAUUGACAGUUCGAGAAGCAGACACCUUAAAGCUGGAAGACCUGCUGGACAGACUUCAGGAAGAAAAGAAGCGCCUGAUACAACGUGCCAACAAACUGACUGCCAAUGAAAAAGAACUGGUGCUAGAAAUAGAACGGCUAAAGCGAAAGAAUGGGCCCAGCACCAAGAAGGGUAAGAUACCCAGUAAGCUGGAUGCUUUUAUACGUGGCAUUGAGGAAGAGCGUGAGUAUUAUCGGCAGCAAGCUGAUGCUCUGCAAAGAAUGCUUCGGGGGGAGCCUCCACGAAGUUCCAGUCCCAUCCGUUCUCGACCUUCUUCAAGGUCAGGGAGUCCUGUGAGGGAAAGGCCUGACAAAAAGAUGGUGGCUCAGCAUGAAGCUAUUGUGAGAGUUUUGGAGGAAGAAAAAGAGUAUUAUAAGAAGGAGUAUGAGACAUUGAAGGCUCUGAAACGAUCUGUAACUCCAUCACGACUCACUCCAACCAAGAGUGUAGCCGAAGAGUCAGAACUGCUGCGCUUAACACGAGAAAGGGAUGAAUUGAAGAACUUACUGGAUAAGUUUGAGCGCCACAUGGCAGAGAUCCAAGCCAAUGUGAAGGUGCUGACUGCAGAACGAGACAAACUUAACAACAUGUAUGAAGAAACCAAAGAAGAGCUAAUGCUUGUCAGACGAGAACUGAUAGCAUCACCAAAGUCCCCCAAGACUUCUCUGGCAGCCCAGGCCAUCCUUCGACGUGUCGAAAAUGAGCGAGAUGAUGCAAUAUCUGACUUGCGGCGCAUGACCACAGAGCGUGAUAGUCUGCGAGAACGAAUUAAAAUUGCCACUGAAUCUUCUCUUUCUGAUCGUGCCAAACUGGAACAGAGAGUGGAGGACCUGGAAUCAACCCUCCAUACAGUACAAGCAGAGAGGGACGAACUUUUGGUGCGUGUGGCCAACCUGAAGGAAGACGUCAAGUGCAUGGAGGACCAAGUCAAGGAUCAAGCCCUGCGUCUAAACCAGAUGGACGAAGAUUCCUCACGCCAGAAAACUUCAGCUAUGCAAUUGAAGAUGAUUGUGGAGGAGACAGAGAAGUCUCUUGCUGACACUCAACAGCGAUUGCUGCGCCGUGAGAAAGAGCUGCAGGCCCAAGAAGAGAGGGCCAUCAGUCUGGAAGAUCAGCUGACAAGUGCACAGCGCAUGGCAGCUGUGCAGCGAGAUGAAAUGUCUGCCAUGAGAACAACUCUAGCAGCUGUCGAUAGAGAAAAAGAUGCACUGCAGAUCGCUGUUGAUGAAAAGACUGAGAAAGUGGCUUAUCUCAAUGCAGAGCUUCACGACAAGGAACGCAUAAUCAGUGAUUUGAAAGUACGCGUUGGUGAACUUGAAGCCCAGUUACAACAUGCUAAUGACAACCUUAGUUUAAAGGACAGAGAAGUGAAAAGUCUCAGACGACAGCUUGAUGGUACCAAUGAAGAUCUACAGGAAACAAGUCGCUCCAGAGAUAUAGCUAUGCGUGAAAACCGACGGUUGCAAGAUGACUUGACUGUGAUGAGCAAAGAAAAUCAGAAGCUAAAUGGAGAGCUGCAGGAUACCCUUGAAGAGCGUGAGAUUCUUAAGACUCAGGCUCAGCAGUACAUUCUGGAAGUCAGACGAGUGGAGGAUUUGCUGGCCACAAAGGAGCAAGAACGUUCCGAUCUUCUUGACCAGUACCGAAAGCUGUCCAUGGAGGCUGAGCAGUACCAGACCACGUCUCACCAGCUGGAGAGUGAGGGUUCCAAUCUACGGCUGGAGUUAAUGACGAAAGAAUCAGAACUGCGACGUAUGCACGACAAAAUUGAUAACCUGGAGCGAGAGAUUGAAGAGCAUGUUCAUGCCCAGCAGUCCUAUGAGCAGCAGGUGAUCUCCCUUACGCGCUCUGUCACAACACUGGAGGAGAAUCUUCGCCAGACAGAAGAUGAGAAGGCAGUUUUGCGUGCAGACUACACUGCUGCCCGAGAGAAUGCUGCGCAACUGGAUGCUCUGAAAGAACAGCUGCAGCGUAAACUAACUGCCAUGCACCUGGAUAAAGAACAGUUGCAAUCUUUGGUGGAGGACCUGCGACAAGAAAGUGAGUUGCUACAAAGUCAGUUGAGUCAGGAGCGUGCCACUGUCAAAAACCUUGAGGCACUAUUACAGACCAACCGUGAAAAAGAGUUCCAGGGUCAGCUGCUAUCCCAGGAACGCAACACUGAGAUUCAGAUGCUGAAAGAUCGCCUGUCUCUUAAUGACAGCAAGACUCAAAGCCAGAGUCGUGAAAUUGCCUCGCUAAGGACUCGCAAUGUUGAACUUGAGGGAGAUGUAGAGCGACUUCGUCGGCAGUUGUCAAAUGAAAAAUUUGAAAGGGAUCGAGCAGUCCAAGAACUAAGACGUAAUGGCAUUGCACCACCUUUAACAUUAUCAGAAUACUCUGGAGAGCACCUACCUCGCUCACUGAGCCGUGAACGAACUCUUCCACGAUCUCGAUCAAGAUCAAGGUCUCUUAGUCCUCCACCUAGGUAUCGCAACAGCCCCAACACAUCGUUUGCUGCAAGUGUUCGUCAGCGCUCCCCAGACCGCAGCUACCUUGACUCCGAUUACCUAGACACCAUGCCAAAAACCUAUGGCCACGACGUUCUGUGACCGCUGCCAUUUGUCAUGUAGCUUUUGCUUGCUGUUUCAAUAUAAUGCAUGAGAUAGAGAGAUGACAUGCAUCAUCAGCCUGUAGAAUGACCUGGUCUCAGCUGUUUGCAUGAUGGCUGGUUGCUUCUCCUGGAUAGUGAUGUCAUUAACAUAUUUUGAUUUGAAAGAAGCAUGUUUCCAGCUGUGUAGACCACUUUAAAAGCUCUCUCUUACCGGUUGCCGUGGAUUUAUUUUGUAUUCUGUUUGUGUAUUAUGUAUCACCACUGCUUGGGAAAACACAUAGUUGUUAGAUAUUGACAUUUAUUCCAAAUUUGUGCAUGCCAUUAUGUAUUGGGGUCCACCCCUAAACAAAAAAAUCAGUUGUCAGCUUUGAGGCAUUUAUGCAACAGUUUUGGAAAAUUUAUGAUCUUAGGAUUAACUCAUCAGCUUCUCCUAUUAGUCUAUAAAGUCAUUUUCAAUUAAAUAGUAAAUUCUAAGUUGAGAUUCAUCUCAGAUUUGGAUUAGAAGAAUUGCUCAGUAAAUAUGUACGACACAAAUUUGAAUCUAUUAUCAUGACUUUUGUAGAAUCCUGCAGCAACCAAAAAUCUGGAACUUAGUAAAUUGUCUUACAAAAUAAUAAGUAAAAAUAGUGUCUUUACAGUGUACUUACAUGUAAGAAUGUGUGAGGUUUCUGGUGGUGUUAUCCAAUCCUCAUACAUUGCUCCACUGGAUUCUUCUAAUGAUAGGUAAUUUAGUCUUUUCCCUUUUCAUAUAUGGAUUUACACUUUAAAUAUUGGUUAAUACCAUUGAUACUGAAAGCCUCCACACUAUGUGGAACAUUUAUUCAAAAUAAAAGAAAAAAAGAAUUUUAAUGAUUUAAAAAUAACAGAAACAUACACUACCUCAGAUCUUACAAUAGAAGCAAAUCUCUGGCCAUUGUGAUCAGCUUGUCUGUGAUAAAUAGUUUUUCAUGAUAGCAGUCUCAUGAGAGUAGUGGACUUGAGGAGCAUGUAUAUGCUUAAGGAUAUCUUGUAUCUGCAUGGCAUCCAUAUGUGACACUACAUCCAGCUUAGAAAUGCAAGAGGUUUUUUAUUUUCUUUAACAACCUUGGAGCUGAUGCACUUUCAGCUUGAAACUAACAGUUGAUAGCUGAUGACAUUUUAUAUGCUAGUUUUUACUUCUCAAGUUUGAAAGGGGACGAAAACGAGAUGCGAGACAAGUCUUUAAAAAUUAUUCAAGUAAUAUUUUUUAUUAUUUCAAUGUAUAAAUGGAUGCAAGUUUUUUCAUACAGAUUUUUAUGUGAGAUGACAAAUGUUAAUGUAAUUUCAUACAGCUGUUUCUAGAUAUAUUAACCAACACAUUUGAGAUGUUUAUAUUUUUAACAUUCCGUCCACUUAAAUUAUGUGUAACUCAAUGUUGGGACAUCCCUUAAUGCAGUUAUGCAAAAUCUUAUUCUGUCCUAUUGUAUUUAAGAUUUAUAUGUAAAUUAUCAAAGGAUACAUUAUGCAUGUUUGAUUGGUUACUGUUCAGACUAUUUACUCUAUCAAAAUGUUUUUUGCGACUAAAGUUUUUUCUUUUGUUUUCUUCUAUAUGUUGUUUUUUUCCUCUUUAUUUUGGGGCUAAGUGUGAUGGUUAUUAAAUGAAGGUGAGUGUAAUCUUUAUGGUGCUUAUUAUAAAAACAUCCAUUUCUUCUUUUGGAAAAAGAGGACACAAAAGAUACUGCCCCUGUUCAACACCUUUUCACUGUAUCCCCAGUAAUGCUGUGUCAGAGUGAGAAAAAGAAGGGAAAAAAGUGCACAAGAGCUCAAUCUUGAAACCACAUACGUCCUGCAUCUUCAUUUCAGCCAAUGGAUGUUUAACAAGGUUCCCUAUUGCAGAUCAUCAGCCUAUUAAAGUCUAGUUUAGCAUCUGCUUUACCAUUUGAUUUUUUGGGUGGUACUCUCAGUGGCCAAAUCUUUAGCCUCCUUAACUUUUUGAAUUAGAGGCAUGCAUGCUCUCUGGCCAUGUAAAGGUGGCAAUUCUGUCCAGAAAAGAGAAAACUGUUGAGAAGUACCAGUUAAGGAUGCGUAAAGCAGGCAAAGACAAUGAUUGACCCUAUAUACUUUAUGGUGUCUGGACAUUUAUGAAAACAUUUUUGGUGAAUGACCCAAGGAGUAUUUUCUAUUGGAACAAAAAAACUUAUUUCUGAAAUACUUAUUUGUAAGACAAAUGUAAAAUGUGGACUACAAUAACUUCUCACUCUUCAAAAUCAGAUGCGAAUGUUGCAUAUUUGUGUGCCAGUUUUUAUCAAAAUGCAACAGACUGCCUAUGUUUUGCAUCAUCUUUGGCAUGUAUUAUAGUAGUUUUCGUAACUGUUUCAUUACUGAAAAAAAGAACUUCAUGGUAAUUACAUCCAACCAAUAAAAAAGAUGUUCUUAGA
Molecule: messenger RNA, 6343 nt
Organism: Pomacea canaliculata
Lineage: Eukaryota; Metazoa; Mollusca; Gastropoda; Architaenioglossa; Ampullariidae
Product: centrosomal protein of 135 kDa-like
Exons: 25
Coding region: 148-3945 (1265 amino acids)
Source: RefSeq, a predicted model, not a curated record